UGAAAUGCUUCUUGGGUCUGAGACACCUCUUUUAAUUGUUAUUAAUUGUGGGGAUCCUAUUACUCUCACUCACGAAUUUCUUAAAUUAAUGUUGCAAUUAGAACAGAAUGGACGCUGAAAAGAACCGUACGUCGCCAGUAAUGGCUGAAAAAUCUAAAAACGACAUUCCAAGCCAUAGCGAAACUUCUAAAUCUAAACCCAAACUAUCAUUCGGAAUAAGUCGAAUUCUGAGCAAUUUUGAGGAGAAAAGUGAGAAUGUUGAUUCGGAUUCUGAAUCAAAUGAUGGAGUGGAUCCCAGAGGGGUAGAAAGCAAUAACGAAAAGCAACCUGGACAUUCUACAUUUUAUCCCUCGCCUCUGUUACCGGGUGCCUUAUCAGCGCCCCCUGUUGGAUACUGUGGGUAUCCGGGCCAGAUUUCAAUUCACAGACCACAUCCCAUAAUUCCCAUGUUGACGUCAUAUGGAAUUUCCGGGUGGCUUGACAUGAGAAGAGACAGAUUUGGCGUUACUCGCAGGAUUGGACACCCAUAUCAAAACAGAACACCCCCGAAAAGGAAGAAGCCGCGCACCUCUUUUUCUCGUCUGCAAAUCAUGGAACUGGAGAAAAGAUUUCACCGCCAAAAAUACUUAGCUUCAGCCGAAAGAUCCACCCUAGCAAAGGCGCUGAAAAUGACUGACGCACAGGUCAAAACGUGGUUCCAGAACCGCAGAACAAAAUGGAGGCGACAAACGGCGGAAGAACGCGAGGCUGAACGACAAGCAGCCAAUCGCCUUAUGCUUAGUCUUCAAAACGAGGCUAACAAAACUAUUUAUGACGUCAGAGACCCUUUGUGCAUGAGCAACUCAUCUUUACAUGCCCUUCAAAAUCUUCAACCUUGGAUGGACGAAAAUUCUCAGUCAUAAUCGUGAUGUGCCCUAUAUAUAUUUGGGUGUAUGAAAACAUUCCUUAGACUCUUCUUAAGUGUUUCUCGUUUACGUCAUUCUACACAUGACGUCAAAUUUCAUAUAGAAUAUCGGGAAA
Molecule: messenger RNA, 1020 nt
Organism: Saccostrea echinata
Lineage: Eukaryota; Metazoa; Mollusca; Bivalvia; Ostreida; Ostreidae
Product: T-cell leukemia homeobox protein 3-like
Exons: 3
Coding region: 108-902 (264 amino acids)
Biological process (GO): animal organ development; regulation of transcription by RNA polymerase II
Cellular component (GO): nucleus
Molecular function (GO): RNA polymerase II cis-regulatory region sequence-specific DNA binding; DNA-binding transcription factor activity, RNA polymerase II-specific
Source: RefSeq, a predicted model, not a curated record